Molecule: messenger RNA, 2173 nt
Organism: Megalopta genalis
Lineage: Eukaryota; Metazoa; Arthropoda; Insecta; Hymenoptera; Halictidae
Source: RefSeq, a predicted model, not a curated record
ACGUUCGCACGGACGAGGUCACGGUCAGGGAUUACGGCAGUUCCCGCGAUGGCUUCGGUCUUUGCAGUGCUUCGAAGGAAUCCUAUAAAUCGUAGCGACGUUUCCUUCGAGAAUUCAAUUGGUCUGAGACGUUCGGUCGGUUCCUGUCGGAUUCCGAAGUGAGCUGCCGGGAUCCGGCAGUUCGCAUAUCGGAGCCACGGCUACCGUCGCCGUUGGCAGCGAUGACGGAGGACGUCGGUGCUAUGCUGCAGAAAGGUCUGACCGAAUGGUGGAACGAGGAAACGGAAUACGUUUUACAGAGGAUCGAGAGAUGGGCGGCGUACGCGAGGGGCUAUAACCGUUUGCGGUCCCAGAGACUGUCCCGGGGACGGAUGACCAUGCAGACUGGCCAGGAGCCGCGUUGGAGUGUCUCCUCGAACAAGCUGAUCAUCGACGACAUGUCCUGGAGCCCGCGAUUCCACACGUUCAAGAAGUCCCGGAGAAAGUCCCGCCCGGAGGAGACCAAGAUCAACUGCUGCGGCACGUUCAACUACCAAUCGAACAGCAACCUGGACAGCAACUGUCUGGAGACGUACCGGUACGAUCACAGCAUCUACUUCAAGACGGUCGGCGACAUCAGGAACAGCAAGAAGAACCUCGCCGAGAAGACGAAGAAUGAACAAGAAGACGGGAUCUCGGUCAGCAGCGACGAGCUCGUGGAGUGGGACGUGAAAUCUGUGUCGGAUUUCAUAGCUAAUCAGCUAUUCGAGGACGAACUCGCCAGCGGGAACAUCAAGAACAUCUUCGCUACCACGACAGCUUCCGUUCAAGAGCACGUUGACUUCGAUUCGGUUGCAUGGUCCACCGUAGAUCUGACGAAGCUCGAUUUGAAGGACGACGCCGGCAUCGGCGACGGUCCGGCGGUCGACGAAGAGAACAAUUCAACGGCCCUCGAGAUCGACGACGAGAGUAAUAACAACUGCACGGAGAGCACGAAGUUCGCGGAGGACACGGAUUUGAUGAACGAACAGCCGCAUUUGAGCUACGUUACCAAGGACGAGGACGCUGCCGAUGAGUCGCGCAGGAACGACGAGGUCAAGAAAUGUCUCGACAGUCGGCGAACCCGAAGAGCGUCUAGAAAAGUGAGACAGUCCCCGGCCAUGGGCGACAACGACGUUAUUUGGCCGAGUGUUUUGUUGAAUUACACAAAGAACGUAGAUAAUAUCAGUUCACCGCAUCAUUAUUGGCAAGUGACAAAGUGAACUUUCAAUCCACGUCCUAAAAAUGGUAUCGUUUCGUCGAGAGUGUCGAUAGACUCGAAGAUACGUAGAUCUUGAAAUACGUUCAAAUUCUACGGAAUCGAGGAUAACGAUUUCGGCUCGAGCUAAAGUGUACGAUGCGCGACUUCUGAACAGAUGCAACAUCGUCUCUGUUGCAACUUAACGUAAUCUGGUCGAAGAAAUAUUUGUCAUCUUUGACGACACGCUACUCGAUACUUUAUUAAGGAUAGGUGCUCUUUAUUUUUACGCUCGAAGAGGGGCAGGUCUUCUUGGCAAAAAUAUAACCGAGCGUGCUCGAGAUCAAUUCUAAUUUUAUUCGUUAAGCAUUAUCAGCGUAUUCUUUUCAAGUACUGGAUAGUGAAACAACAAUAUUUGUACUCUGGGUCCAGGUGGAUCCCAGCCUCACUGUUCGGGUGUUAAUAGUAUAAUGCCUUAUACACGUUUCUGAAACAUAAUUUUAUUUAACAAAGUUCAUGCAUUACGCUGAAUUAUGAACGCUGAACAAAAUUAUUACGCUGGAAUAUAAAAAUUCGCUUCUUUAAGUUCAAACUUGACGUCGUUUUUAAAACGUUCAUUUGCGAAACAGCUAAACGCAGACAAAAACAAGCGACAAUUGGAAGGACAUAAGUUCGGCGUGUAAGGAGGAUGUGGUGGACCUUCCUGUCUAACAUCCGCUGUCUUAUUACCAGUUUUUGACCAUCAACUUGAGGUUACGUUUUAUCGUGCUAUAUCUAUACACUCAUGUUCAGCAAUUGCAGUGACAAGAUUUUUAUGAAAAUCGAAUCGUCUUUUAUUGCGGAUCAAUUACAUUACGAUAGUUCAGCAGCAUUUGAAAAUCGUUGCGUGGAUUUGGAUAAAUACAUGUACACUUACGCAACUCCUCAUUAAUUAUAGAUGGAUGUACUGUUCUGAAA